Myxocyprinus asiaticus (Chinese sucker) is the source of this 4958-nucleotide messenger RNA. RefSeq names its product B-cell lymphoma 6 protein homolog. Bases 197 to 2866 code for a protein of 889 amino acids. Gene Ontology annotation, molecular function: RNA polymerase II cis-regulatory region sequence-specific DNA binding; DNA-binding transcription factor activity, RNA polymerase II-specific. Gene Ontology annotation, biological process: regulation of transcription by RNA polymerase II. The record is from RefSeq and is a predicted model, not a curated record. The transcript has 2 exons. NCBI's taxonomy places the organism in Eukaryota, Metazoa, Chordata, Actinopteri, Cypriniformes, Catostomidae.
GGGCCAGUCAGUGCUUGUGCGAGCUUACUCGUGGGAUGAGUGAUGGCAGUGCCAACAACCAGGAUGAAAAUCAGCAGGAACACCAGAUGGGCAAGGAACUGGAAAUGGUGCCAUUUACAUAGAUUGUGCAAGAUCUUUUGGCCCUGCCAGGCAAAAUUUCAGUGUUCUCUCAGGUUAUAAUAAACAGAUUUACUCUAUGAGUACUGAAAAAUAUGAUUCCUUCUCUACUGCUGAAUGUACAGAGGUUGCUAUGCGCAAACAACAAACACUGGACAGGAUAGUUGAGGCCAUUCCACACAUUAAGUGGAUUGAUCUUACUGCCACCAAAGAUUGCCAAAUGUCAGUGGGUCAAGAAAGUGAGUUAUCAGAUGAGGGGCUCUCAGUGGAGACUGAAUCUAAAGACAAAGCCCCCCAUAAUGUGUUUCUUGUUCCACCACAGGAUCAUACAGGUGUUGUAAAGGAUUACAGCAAGCAAAACCCACCAAAAUAUGUCCUUGAUUCAGUCUUAGACCAGACUCCUCUUGAAAAUAAGAGAGACAUGCAGUUGAUACCCAAGAUGGAGUCUGAUAAUGUUGGGACUGAAGGUUGUGAAAUAACAACCAAAGCUACAGAUAUUGCAAACAGCUCAACCAAUGAUUUACUAGAGAUUAAGGCUGAACGACAAUCUACUUUUAAAAAAGGUUUCUGUGAUAAGCAACUGUCACCUGACAGAGUCAACCAUACAGACAAGGAGAUGUGGACUGAGAAUGAGACACAGGUUGUUAAUGUGUCGCAUACAAGAGGGAGUCAAAAGUUUGAGACACCUGUGAUGGACAUAAAUGCUACUGAUGCAAAGACAGAAAGUUUAGAAUAUAGUAAAGACUGCAUUGCAGACUAUAAAACACAAAUUUUGUGUCAUGAACGAGAGGAGAGAUUUGGAUGUUUGGAUAUUGGAUGGACUAUGGCAAUGUCAAGCGCAGGAGAUUACUUGGAACAAAAUGAUGAGGGUGAGGUAUUAGAUUUAAGCCUACCCAAAAAGAAUGAAAGAAAUAAGGAGAGGCAGUGUGAAUGGAUUGUGGAUCCCAACUAUGAAGGCUCACUUCAUAUGGAAGUUGAUGAAAUUGAGGAUGAGCCCCAACAUGUAGAAGUGGAGCAGGAAGAUGAUUAUGAAAACUGCUGGAUUCCAUCAAUAAGUGAAGCUCAUGCAUAUGUCCCACAGCAUUGGGAUGGACAUCUGCCCUCCCUCUCUUUGGCAACCUCGCCAACUCCCAUGUAUACCAACAUAACCCCUGAUCCGAUGGAUGCACUACUCAUAGAUGAUCAGGGUAUUCCUUACACACUCACCCCAGAUGGACAGAAAGUUCUGCAAAUUGAUGAUAUACAACACACCAAGGGCCUCUCUGAACAAACAGCUCUUAGCCCAAGGCAAGCAGAAGACAAGCCCUCUUCCAUUGCUGAUGUCCAGGAUAUUGCAGACUCCAAACAACAGACACAACCAAAUCCACUGUGUGCAAACCAUAAACCGUCUGUCUUACCUGCUCUGUCUGACUUGACAUCAGUUCCCAUUCAGAUUGUGGCUAAUACUACAGGGUCAAACACUCCUAUUCUUCUUCUUCCUCCAUCUCAGCUUCAAUCACUUUCCUCACCAGUCUCUAAGAGUGACCCAGGUGUAAUGACCCUUUCUUUACCAGUUCCUCUUAGUCAGAGCACUCAGUCCUCCCCCAUGUUCCUUGUUUUGUCAUCUCCACAGGUGUCCUCCACUCAGAGCUCAUCCUCACCAGGGAAAUUAUCUCAGAUUUCCUCCACUUCCACUGUUGCACUUCCCUUAGCUACUUGUCCACUUGACCUGGGAUCUACAUUAUAUUUACCUCCCUCACUUCUCAGUCUUAGCACAGUUUCCUCUGCUGCAACUACAGACAUCUCAGGACCAAAUAACCCCUCUAAUCUUCCUGGUAGCCCUACCUCUUCAACUGCUUCCUCCAGCUCUUCCACUGUGACCUCUACAAGUCCAACCAAGCAAUUCAGCAGUGAUGCCUACUCUGACCCACCAGUGCCCACUUCCUUUCGGGAGGCUCUUCUCAGAUUAGCUGUGUCUGCUGAGAAGAAAAAUGAAAACCAGCCUCAAAGCACUGAGACGCAUUCAGUCUCUACUCCUUCUUCAUGUUCCAAAGCAGCCAAGCCAGAUUCCAGGGUCCAUGAAAUUAAAAACCAUCAGACGGAGAUAAACUGUGACGAACAGUGUCAAGCCAUUGAGAAUGCGUCUACCUCAGUGGACCAAACAGGCUCAAUAGGAACCAUGUCCACCAAUGACCUUUCCCACCUUUCUUCCACCUCACCCCUUCGUCCUGCAUCACCCGAAUUACCCAUCAAUCACCCAAAGAACCAAGACUCGCAAGCAUUAGGUCCACGUCGCAUUCUUUACUGUCAGUACUGUCCGCGAGUCUUCUACUACCUUUCAGACCUUGAGCGGCAUUCCAUCACACACUCUCAAAACAAACCCCAUGUAUGCCAACUCUGUGGCAAGGCAUUCAAAAGAUCAAGCCAUCUUGAGCGACAUAAACACAUCCAUACAGGUCAGCGAAACUUUGUGUGUCAGCUUUGCCCAAGGCGUUUUCGUGAGUCUGGGGAGCUAAUGAGGCACCAGAGAGUACAUACGGGUGAGAAACCCUAUCAGUGCUUAAUAUGCCAUAUGCGUUUUGCAGAGCGCAACACACUGCGACGUCAUACAAAGCGCAAACACCAAGGCCAACAGCAGGUGAUGGACAUGAAUGCAAAGACAGAAAGUGGAGAGAUUUCCCUCAUAAAGGGAGAGCCAGAAGAUAACGCAGAGUGGUACAGUUCAACAGUUCCUGAAAUGGAGUCCAAUAGUGACACGGGGGGAGAAUGAACUAUAAGGGCAUGAGCAAAAACAUGUUUAAAGAGUUUCAAGGGAAGCAUUGCUGUAAAUAAAUGUAAUUUAUUCUGUAUUGAUAUAACAGUUCCUUACUUUACUGUUUUCACUACUCUCAUAUAGUCGUCUAUAUUCCAGUUUAAUCUUGACACCUUAACUGUUUAUGGCUGAACCCGGCAAUAUCUGCUUUAAUAAGCUUCAGAUAUUUACUAAAACAUCUUGAAUUACUUUAAAUGACCCCAAACAGCUACUUAUUUAUUGUUCUUUUUUUCAAAUAGAUUUUUUUGUUAAUUUACAGCAUCUUUCCAGAAAUUGUAUUUACUGAAUUCAGCACUCAGUUGUUAUGAAAACUCGAAAAGACUCAUGAAGACUUAGAGGUGGUGUUUUAACCCCUGCUGAUUAAUUCGGUAAUUACCAUGUAAAUAACAAAACAUGCUCAGACUGGACACUUUGGGCUGAUCUACAGUUCUGAUGCUUAAAUCAUGAAUUUACGUUUGAUUAAAAAUCUGAAUAUUUGCACAGUCUGCUUGUCACCCCCCUUCUCUUUUUCAGGGUUCCCCAUGCUUAAUUAAUGGUGUAAUUUACUUUGCUUUAGGCUCACUGCAGCAUAGAUACUGCAUCCUAUUGAAGUAUCCAACUGCUAAAAAUAUAAUUUAAUGGCUCUAUUUGGUUUGGACAGUUGUUUACAAAAAAUACUUUACAUUCAUAAUAUAUUUAGAUCGAUUCAGUGUUAUUUAUUGAGCUCAUUUCACAGGAGAAUUAUCACACAUAUAGAAACAAUUUUUGGAUCCUUAUUAUAAUUUUAAUAUAAAAAUAAUGAAAUCUUUUAUGUCUUUUUUUAACAAAAUAAGAGUAAUCUUGCAGCAAUGAGAACUAUUUAUUUAUGGUGGAAAUGUUUUAUAUUGGAAAUGGUGUGAAAUGUCAAAGAACACUUAUAUAUUGAAUAUACAAUUCAGAAACAAGACCACAGAUAUUAAACAGACUAAUUUCUGUAAUCUGUUUUAGAGGAUUUUGAUAAAACAAUUCAAAUCCAACUUUUUGCAAGCCAUCCAAUUUUCAGUUAAAAGGGGUUUUUAUUUUCUUGAGUAGUUUGCUGCUCUUAAAGGUUUAGACUAAUGUGAUAAGUGUAACAUUUCAUAUUCUUGAAUAAUAAUGCAUUGAUAAUGUUCCUGAUAACCAACUUCAUUUGUAGUAUUAUAUUUAAACUAUUGUUUUUUAUUUUUACAUAACUUUUUGUAACACGUUUAUAUUAAUAACUUUGUAAGUUUUACAGUAUGUGACACUUUAUGAGUGUACACUGUAAAAUCUGUUUAGAAAAUAUAUGGCUUUAAAAUGCUCCAUAUGAAUGGUUCAUGUAGAAAUGAUAAAUCAGAUUUUAAGUUUACAUGCAUGUAUUUACUGCCUCCUUUAACUUUGCAAGCUGUGCUAGACAGGAGUGCCUGUGUAUGUGUGAGUGACAGCUCAGAUGUGCCUUUGGUCUGUGUUCCAUUUGGCAGCAUUAAAUAGAGUGGCUCCUCCAAUCAAGCCGACAGCAGGUGUCUACAGUAAGUGUUGAGUAUAAUGUGUGUGUGUGUGUAAGAGAGAGAGAGACUAAAAAAUGUAGAAAACUUGUGUCUGUAAGACUACAUUCUUGGUAUAAUGCAGAUCACAUUAAUAUACUUGCCAUUUAUGUGAUGCACAGUGGACAAAUUACAUUAAUGGUAAGGUCCUGUGCAGCUGUGAAGACACAUGCAAAGUUAUGCCUCUUAUUUACCCACAGCAGUUGAAUAUAGUAUGUUAUAGUUGCUACAGAUUUGACAUUUUAAAUUAUCUUUUAAGAGUUGUAUUUUAAAAUUUUGUGUGAAUGUACCUUCAUUCCAUCAGGAACAAGAAUGGAAUCCUGGACAAUCAGGCACCCUUCACAUGGAAGGGUAGUAGCUUGGCGGGUGUGUACAGUUUAAAAAGUCAAAACAAUGUUUCUAGGCCCAGUUCAGAAAAUCUGAUUUUCAAUGGGUUCCUGUCCCACAGGCAAAAAAGAAGAAAACAAAAAGGAAGAAUAAUAAAAGAGAAAAGAUAAAAAAAAUAAAUAAAUAAAUGAAUAAAUAUAUAC